UGGAGUCCUUGUUACAUAGAAAACAUACUCAAGCCAUGACUUGUAGAGUUGUCGUAAUCUACUUCAGUUUCCUUUUUUUCCUUGCUACCUUCGUUCCACUUGUUCAUAUGCUUCCCUAUGAUAGAAACAAGCUUGACAUCAAUUUCUACGAUAGAUCAUGCCCUAAUUUGCUUAUGAUUGUUAGAUAUGGUGUUUGGUCAGCCUUGAAAGAUGACAGCAGAAUGGCCGCGUCCCUUCUUCGGUUACACUUUCACGAUUGCAUAGUAAAUGGUUGUGAUGCUUCGGUGCUUCUUGAUGAUACACCAUAUUUCACUGGUGAAAAGAAUGCUCUUCCUAAUCACAAUUCACUUCGGGGGUUCGAAGUCAUUGAUGACAUAAAACAACAUGUUGAAAGACUGUGUCCAUACACAGUCUCCUGCGCUGAUAUAUUAGCAUUAGCAGCCAGGGAAGCUAUUGAUAUGGUUGGAGGACCUUCUUGGCCUGUUUCAUUAGGCCGAAGAGAUGCAACAACAACAAGUAAGGAGGCAGCUGAGCAACAACUUCCCUCUCCGAUUGAGUCUCUAGAAAACAUCACUGCAAAGUUUUACUCCAAGGGUCUUGACUUGAGGGAUGUUGUAGCCCUUUCAGGAGGACAUACAAUUGGUUUUGCUCAAUGCUUCACCUUCAAAGGGAGACUUUUUGACUAUCAAGGCUCUGGUAGACCUGAUCCCGUGCUUGACUCUUCGCUUCUCACAAGAUUGCAAAGCAUGUGCCCAAAUGAAGAGACUUCGAACAGCAAUCUAGCACCUCUUGAUGCUACAAGCACCUCCACGUUCGACAAUGAGUACUAUAGAAAUCUCAUAUACAACACAGGCCUUCUACAGUCUGAUCAAGCACUAACUAGGGAUCGAAGAACUGCUGCUAUGGUUUACUAUUACAGCAACAACCGUUUCUCCUUCUACAAUGAUUUUGCCCAAUCCAUGGUGAGGCUUAGUAAUGCAGGCGUUCUUACAGGAAGAAUGGGAGAAAUUAGACAGAAAUGUGGCUCUGUAAACUAAGUGCUUGUGUUCUCAACAUCUUAGAAAACCUUAACAGUGCAACUCAGUUGGAGUCUGUAUAUAUAUAAAGUCCAUCAUCACUGUAGGUGGUGGCAGUAUCCCAGAAUAAUGCAUACCAUGUUACCUUUCAUGUCAAGAUCACUCAGUGGAAAUAAGAAACCUAGGUGCCAAAGCUAAAAAUUAACUGCAAUAUGCAGUCUCAUGCAGCAGUAACAAAUCACAAAGCCUUUAGCUUGUUAUGGGUGUAUAUUUGCUAAGUUUGUAGAUUACUACACAAGUGUAAAUUUGAAAUAAAUCAAUAUACAUUGCCUAUUU
Messenger RNA from Vigna umbellata (rice bean), 1352 nucleotides. RefSeq names its product peroxidase 10-like. NCBI's taxonomy places the organism in Eukaryota, Viridiplantae, Streptophyta, Magnoliopsida, Fabales, Fabaceae. Gene Ontology annotation, biological process: response to oxidative stress; hydrogen peroxide catabolic process. The record is from RefSeq and is a predicted model, not a curated record. Gene Ontology annotation, molecular function: heme binding; peroxidase activity.